UUCUAUAUAUAUAUAUAUUUCAUUGUAAAUUUAUAAUUAUAUGGAUCGAGCCACCGCCGCACACGGCCGUCCACUUCCGCCGCCGUUCAUUUCAAGAGACUUCCAUCUCAAUCCCCAUCAUCAUUUCCUCCAACAAAACCCCGAUAAACAGCACAACGAAAAUGGUGGCGGCGGCGGCGGCGGUGGCGGAGACGGCGAGGUCUUGAGACGACCACGUGGUCGCCCCGCUGGUUCGAAGAACAAGCCGAAGCCACCGAUGAUAAUCACACGGGACAGCGCCAAUGCACUCCGGUGCCACGUCAUCGAAAUCGCCAACGCCAACGACGUGAUUGAAACCCUCACCAUUUUUGCACGUCAACGCCAGCGCGGCAUUUGCGUUCUGACCGGCGCUGGAGCGGUCACCAACGUCACCCUCAAGCAGCCGGGCGCCGUGGUCGCCGCUGCUGGAGCGGUGAUCUCUCUGCCGGGGAGAUUCGAGAUUCUAUCGCUGUCGGGGUCGUUUCUGCCUCCGCCAGCGCCGGCAGCGGCAUCUGGGCUGACCGUGUAUUUGUCCGGCGGGCAGGGGCAGGUGGUAGGAGGAAGCGUAGUGGGCCCACUUUUGAGUUCGGGGCCAGUGGUGAUUACGGCUGCUUCAUUCGGAAACGCAGCGUACGAGAGGCUGCCGUUGGAGGAGGAUGACGUGGAAGCGGCGAAAGCGGCGGAUACCGGAAGUAGUCCGGUGAGGUCACCGGAAACCGCCGUGCAACAGCAACAAUUUUUGCCGGAACUUCAUGGAUUGGCACCGCAUCUAAUGAACACGUGUCAAUUGCCGACGGAACCCUACUGGGACACAGGUCGUACUCCACCAUUUUAG
Messenger RNA from Benincasa hispida (wax gourd), 853 nucleotides. RefSeq names its product AT-hook motif nuclear-localized protein 22 (gene AHL22). Gene Ontology annotation, molecular function: DNA-binding transcription factor activity; minor groove of adenine-thymine-rich DNA binding. Gene Ontology annotation, biological process: vegetative to reproductive phase transition of meristem. NCBI's taxonomy places the organism in Eukaryota, Viridiplantae, Streptophyta, Magnoliopsida, Cucurbitales, Cucurbitaceae. The record is from RefSeq and is a predicted model, not a curated record. Gene Ontology annotation, cellular component: nucleus.